UUUCCGACAAGGAUCUUUCCCAGACCUAUCUGUUGAUAGGGAUGUGCACUAUCUGUUGAUGCUAGAGUUUGAACCUGAGGAAUUUCUGCUAGGGAUGUGCACUGGUUUGGUGCCAAACUGGUUCAGACAACAUCUGGACCAGUUCGGUGCCACGGGGAGGGGAGUGGGGAGCAGGAUCUUUUUUUAAAAAGGAGAGCAAGUCCUUAACUGCUCUCCACCACCACAUGCAGCUUCCUGAUGUCGCGGCACUUGUCCCAAGAACCCACAUGUCGAUGCUGCACGCAGGUUCUUGGGAUUAGCGCCACCCCAGCAGGAAUUUUUAAAGAUCCUGUUGGGGUUUGGGUAGAAGUGCUCUGAUUAAAAGAAGAAGAAGACAGGAAUAGAAUAUUAAACUGUGGAUUUAUAGGGGAAGCGUAGAGGUGGCAGAUAUGCCCAAGAAGGCGAAAGGAAAGAAAGGGGGAAAGCCUAUUCGCCAGCCUAAGCAGCCCGUGCAGUCUCCUUCUUCGUCGGAAGGGGAGGAUGAGGAGAUGGUAGUGAUUCAGGGGUUAAUAGGCAGGAUGGAGGCCUUGGAGAAGGCCAGGGCCGUGCCUUCGGAUGAAGGGGGUGGUCCUUCAGGGUUGCCAGGGAGGGUGCCUAAGCGCACCCAAGGGGUGACACGUGCACAGUUAUUGAGGUCUAUUUCUGACAGGCUCGGUGCGUUGAGGAAUGGGGGCCUGCCUGGCCCGGGUCUACCUGCGAGUCCUGAUGUUCCGGUGGUUCCGGUGCCGAUGUCGCCUUCUCCUUCGCCGGUGGUACCUGAUGCUCCUGUGCCUGCGGAUCCGAUUCCUUUGGAACCUGCUGAGCCGGUGGUACUGGAUUGGCCUUCUAGAUAUUUCUGUAAUAUUCCCAUGGGGCUACAGAGGUCGGCAGGGACCAAGGUUUUGCCAAGAUUUCCCAGGCAUCAGCAUUCCACACAGCAGAUGUUGUUUGCAUGCACAAUUAUCAUCCUCAUGGCAAAAAAGGCACAGGCUCCAUUAUACCCCAUCAGAAAUGAUUAAUAACUAAAGUCUAACAAGAAACCAAAAGUGGCCAAGGUAGGAUACUGUGUUAAUGUUCUUGUUUUCUUCUCUUUUCUUUCUUGCCCCUUUGAACGCCCCUUGAACAGCUUUGGUGGGUUGACACAGUGUCUGGAUAGUUGCAGGAGCUGAAAGAAAGCUCGGAAAUGUUAAAAUCGGAGAAAUGGCAAGCACUUUAAGCUUCCCAUAUUAAAGGAAAGGGGGGGGGAGAGAAAGAAAAGGUUGGCUUUGACAAUUGAGAAAGUUAAGAUGGUAUUGGUUUCUGUUCUGUUUUAAUUUUUUCAUUUGUACAUCAUGUAGUGUUUGCAUUUUAAGAUUAUAUUUUCUGUGUAAACUUUGUAUAUUACAUACUGUGUGGUGUUUGUUAACUUUCCCCUCAAAGCAAAAGUGUUUUUGGUAUUGUACAUCUAUAUCGGCUCCAACUGUCCCUGUUUUAUCGUGGACAGUCCCUAUUUUUGAUAAAUUUCUGGGUGACAUCCUGACUCUCUAAGCACACGAGCUUUGAGAGACUGUGGCAUCACACUGGGAGCCCUCACAGAACUCUCCCAAUCUCCUGUUGUGUACGCUGUUGCAUAAAAGCCUUUAGAGCUUGGAAUGCUGCCCAUGCUCCAGAAGUGUGCUGUAAGAUCAGAAACAUGUCACUCAGGGGCAUUAUACAGUAUUAAAUAAUGUAUAUCCUUGGGGGAAUACUUCUCUCAUGUAUAUAUUAUGAUAAAUGGUUUAUUCUAGAGACAAAAAUGUU
Hemicordylus capensis (graceful crag lizard) is the source of this 1797-nucleotide messenger RNA. RefSeq lists its product as uncharacterized. NCBI's taxonomy places the organism in Eukaryota, Metazoa, Chordata, Lepidosauria, Squamata, Cordylidae. The transcript has 3 exons. The coding region runs from base 429 to 1037 and encodes 202 amino acids. The record is from RefSeq and is a predicted model, not a curated record.